This is a messenger RNA of Suricata suricatta (meerkat), 4490 nucleotides long. RefSeq names its product nucleotide binding oligomerization domain containing 2 (gene NOD2). Bases 91 to 3438 code for a protein of 1115 amino acids. Gene Ontology annotation, cellular component: cytosol. Gene Ontology annotation, molecular function: protein binding. The record is from RefSeq and is a predicted model, not a curated record. The transcript has 15 exons. Gene Ontology annotation, biological process: positive regulation of canonical NF-kappaB signal transduction; defense response to bacterium; response to muramyl dipeptide. Lineage: Eukaryota; Metazoa; Chordata; Mammalia; Carnivora; Herpestidae.
GCGAGCGGAAAGGGAGCAGGAGCCAGAGCUUGGAGUUUUGGGCCAGACCGCGCCGAGGAAUUGGGGCGCAGGUGGCUCCGCGGUUAUGAGAUGUGCACGCAGGAAGGGUUCCAGGCCCGGAGGAGCCAGCUGGUGGGGCUGCUGGUCUCGGGGUCCCUGGAGGGCUUCGAGAGCAUCCUGGACUGGCUGCUGUCCUGGGAGGUCCUCUCCUGGGAGGACUACGAGGGCCUCAGCCUCCUGGGCCAGCCCCUCUCCCACUUGGCCAGGCGCCUCCUGGACACUGUCUGGAAUAAGGGUGCUUGGGGCUGUGAACAGCUCAUUGCAGCUGUCCGGGAGGCCCAGGCCGACCGUCAGGGUCCGGAGCUCUCCUGCCACUGGGAUCCCCACUCACCCCACCCAGCCCGCGACCUGCAGAGUCACCGGCCAGCCAUCGUCAGGAGACUGUACAGCCACGUGGAAGGCGUGCUGGACCUGGUGCAGGAGCGAGGUUUCAUCAGCCAGUAUGAAUGUGAUGAAAUCAGGCUGCCUGUUUUCACGUCAUCCCAGAGGGCACGAAGGCUGCUGGAUCUUGCAACAGUGAAGGCGAAUGGGCUGGCUGCCUUCCUUCUACGACACGUCCAGGAACUGCCCUCCCCGUUGGCCCUGCCUUUCAGAGAUGCCGCAUGCAAGAAGUAUAUGUCCAAGCUGAGGACCACGAUAUCUGCUCAGUCUCGCUUCCUGAGCACGUAUGAUGGGGCAGAGAAUCUUUGCCUGGAGGAAAUAUACACAGAGAAUGUUCUGGAGAUCAGGACAGAGGUGGGCGUGGCUGGACCCCCACCUAAAAGCCCUGCUACCCUGGGCCUGGAGGAACUCUUCAGCACCCGCGCCCACCUCAACGAAGACGCUGACACUGUGCUGGUGGUGGGUGAGGCGGGCAGCGGCAAGAGCACCUUGCUGCAGCGGGUGCACUUGCUGUGGGCCUCGGGGAGCCACUUCCAGGAAUUUCUCUUCGUCUUCCCAUUCAGCUGCCGGCAGCUGCAGUGUGUGGCAAAGCCGUUGUCCGUGCAGACUCUGCUCUUCGAACACUGCUGUUGGCCCGACGCUGGCCACCAGGACAUCUUCCAGUUCCUCCUUGACCACCCCAACCGCGUCCUUUUAACCUUCGAUGGCUUCGACGAGUUCAGGUUCAGGUUCACAGAUCGCGAGCGCCACUGCUCUCCCACCGACCCCACGUCUGUCCCGAAUCUGCUGUUCAACCUUCUGCAGGGCAACCUGCUAAAGAAUGCCCGCAAGGUGUUGACCAGCCGUCCUGACGCGGUGUCGGCUUUCCUCAGGAAGUACCUGUGCCUGGAACUCAACCUGAAGGGCUUCUCGGAAGAGGGCAUCGAACUGUACCUGAGGAAGCGCCACCGUGAGCCGGGCGUGGCUGACCGCCUCGUGCGCAUGCUCAGAGCCACCUCAGCCCUGCAUGGCUUAUGCCACCUUCCUGUUGUCACGUGGAUGGUGUCCAAGUGCCACCAGGAACUGUUGCUGCAUGGCGGAGGGACCCCAAAGACCACCACGGAGAUGUACCUGCUGAUCCUGCAGCAUUUUCUGCUGCGGGCCUCCCCGCCCGACUCGGGCCCGCGCAGCCUGGGGCCCGGGCUGCUUCGAGGCCGGCUUCCCACCCUCCUGCACCUGGGCCGGCUGGCACUUUGGGGCCUGGGCCAGUGCUGCUACGUGUUCUCAGCCGGGCAGCUGCAGGCGGCGCACGUCGACGGGGACGACGUUGCCCUCGGUUUCCUGGUGCGCGCGCAAAGCGUGGUGCCCGGGAGUGCCGCCCCCCUGGAAUUCCUGCACAUCACCUUCCAGUGCUUCUUUGCAGCCUUCUACCUCGUGCUCAGCGCCGAUGUGCCGCCGUCCUCGCUCAGACACCUCUUCCGCUGCCACGGGCCGCGCGGCUCGCUGCUGGCCAGGCUGCUGCGCACGACGUGCGUGCCGCGCCCGGGGCGCGAGGAGGGCGGCGUGGCAGCGCUGCUCCGGGAGGCCGAGCCACACAACCUCCAGAUCACGGCGGCCUUCCUGGUGGGGCUGCUGUCCCGCGAGCACUGCGGCCUGCUGGUCGAGGGCCAAGCGUCUGAGAAGGCUUUGCUCCGGCGCCGGGUCUGUGCCCGCUGGUGUCUGUCCCAAGGCCUCCGCAAACACUUUCUCUCCAUCCCGCAGGCCGUGCCGGGGGAGGCCAAGAGCAUGCACGCCAUGCCCAGCUUCGUCUGGCUCAUCAGGAGCCUGUACGAGAUGCAGGAGGAGCGGUUGGCGCGGGAGGCCGUGCGUGGCCUGAAGAUCGGGCACCUCAAGCUGACCUUCUGCGGCGUGGGCCCCGCUGAGUGUGCCGCCCUGGCGUUCGUGCUGCGGCACCUCCGGCGGCCCGUGGCCCUGCAGCUGGACCACAACUCCAUAGGGGACAUCGGUGUGGAGCAGCUGCUGCCUUGUCUCGGUGUAUGCAAGGCUCUCUACUUGCGAGAUAACAAUAUCUCAGACCGAGGCGUCUGCAAGCUGGUCGAACAUGCCCUUCACUGUGAGCAGCUGCAGAAGUUAGCUCUCUUCAACAACAAACUGACGGAUGGCUGUGCACAGUCCCUGGCGAGCCUCCUCGCGUGCAGGCGGAACUUCUUGGCGUUGAGGCUGGGCAAUAACCACAUCACUGCCUUGGGAGCCCAGGUGCUGGCCAACGGGCUCCGAGCCAACACCUCCUUGCAGUUCUUGGGGUUCUGGGGCAACAAGGUGGGUGAUGAAGGGGCCCAGGCCUUGGCUGAAGCCUUGGCUGAUCACCAGAGCUUGAGGUGGCUCAGCCUGGUGGGAAACGACAUUGGCAGUGUGGGGGCUCAAGCCUUGGCAUUAAUGUUGGAAAAGAACGUGACCCUGGAAGAACUCUGCCUGGAGGAGAACCAUCUUCAGGAUGAAGGUGUGUGUUCUCUUGCCAAAGGACUCAAGAGGAAUUCGAGUUUGAAAGUCCUAAAAUGGAAGACGGGUCAGGCGGAAGGCGGGAGACCAGUCAGAAGGUCCUGCUCCUUCCAGGUGGGAGAGGAAGGGGGCCUGGAUCAGGCGGAUGGCACUGGAGAAGCUCAGCAGAUACCGCUGCCGUCACGCCUGGCACUGCCGUGGGCUCGGCGUCUCAGACGCUCAGACUGUGGAGGUGGCAGACACGGGCUGGACAUGUCUCGAAGGCCAAGCUAUGAGCACAGGAGCCGUAUGGGGUGGUGUCUCUUUCCCUGCAGUCCCUGGCAGUGCUGUCCAACAACCACGUCACCUACCUUGGGGCCGAAGUCCUUCUGCAGGCCCUGGAAAGGAAUGAUACCAUCCUGGAAGUCUGGCUCCGAGGCAACGCUUUCUCUCCGGAGGAAACUGAGAGGCUCAGGCAGAAGGAUACCAGACUCCUGCUCUGAAGCCCAGUGGCCAACGUUCAUAUCAGUUUGUUUGUGAACAGGCUGUGGGUUUGGAUCUUGGAAGCUGGAUUCCAUCAGGCCACAGUCCGUUCACACAGAGCUACAUCCUGCCCAGGGCAGGCAAGAUAGGUCACCUUUGUGCUGGCAGAAGUUGGGGCAACCGUGCCCUUAGGGUACCUUGUCUGCAACCGAGCUUUGCACCCAGUUCUUCCCAGGAGCCCAUCCGUGGAAUGGAGAAGAGAGGCAGCUCCCCACCUCCGCCUCUGGCCGACCUGACUUGGGUCCGUGGGGCCCAUGAUGGUUACUGGGUGCCUGGUGCUGUAGAGACCUAGAUCCGCAGGAGCAGCCCCCCUUCCCACCUGCCUCACAAUGGGGAGGGUUCAGGAAGCAGCUUUCUGCCGUGUUUUAAGUCAUGGGUUGUCAGCCAUCCAGAUGUUCCCCACAUCUGGUCCCUCCCCCCUCCCUGCACGUGCACUUCUCUGAGGGUCAAGACUCAGAAUGCUGGUGUUCUCAGCUUUGAUACUUAUGCCUCCCCCCACCACACCCCCUACACACCCGGGUGGGAAGGGCUGCAAUCCACCUGCUCUCCUUCCUGAUACUUAACACACAAUUGCAAGGGGACACAUGACAGCCGUUUGUUCCUUAUGACGGGCUAGAUUUUCCAGAAAGUAAGACCAGGCUCCAGCUAGUAUCACACACACAAAUGUUUUUUGUCCAGUGAAAUCAGUUACCUUCCAGUUAAUACCUCCCCCACCCAAAUGCGGCUUUUUAGAAUCAGCAUUUUGAGCGGUCCCCCCCAGGUCUCUGGUCGAUGCCUGUGAGUUGCGACAGCAGACCUCUGAAAUGGUUCAGCGUUGUGUGACACAGAGUUAUGGAUCACACGUUUACAAGGGGCAGAAUCAAAGACUCUUCUGGAUUUUUCAGAGCAAUGCAUUGUUGAAGCCUCUGGAAACUGUCAGGUGCCGCGCAAGUGUUACUAUUUAAGCCUUAUUAUUUGUGCAGACUGGUUAAUAUUUAUAAACCACUGGGUUUGAAUCUCUCAAGUUUGUUUUUGUAAAAAAAACACGACCAUGAAUUUUAUGCUGUAAA